Messenger RNA from Didymosphaeria variabile, 975 nucleotides. RefSeq lists its product as uncharacterized. The record is from RefSeq and is a predicted model, not a curated record. Lineage: Eukaryota; Fungi; Ascomycota; Dothideomycetes; Pleosporales; Didymosphaeriaceae. Bases 1 to 975 code for a protein of 324 amino acids. The transcript is spliced from 4 exons.
AUGCCGGAAACCUGGCUUAACCGCGUUGAUGAAAUUGUGUCUCACUAUUUCAUGAGCUUCAAUGGUACUGGACCAGAGUCUCGCAGCACACUGACGCACUGGUUCGAGCAACCUUUGAAGAGCCCAUUGAUCCUCCUUUCAUAUUCCCUGCUCUAUUGUGCACACCGCGAUCUCAUAGGCGGGAUCAUCGGCAAUGACGAUCACUACUUCAAGGCUCGCAAUCUACAAUUCAUCAAUGCAGCCCUCGAGAACAGGACCACUGCCUUGGCCGAUGAGACUAUCAUGGCUGUUGUUAGCAUGGCUAUGUAUGAGAACCUUCGAGGUAGCGAUCAAGUCAUAACGCAUGAACGAGGCCUCGGUCAGAUGUUCGACAUGCGAGGGGGCAUCGGAAAGUUCAUGUUAGAGGAAGGCUUCUACAUUGGUAAUUUCGCCUUACUUGUCGAUAUGAUGUACUCUUCAUGCUCCAAUAAACAUCCACUGCUCAUGGAAGUUCAGGGACCGAUAUUGAGAGACAUACAUGUGGGUAUCCGAAAGACAUACUUCCCGCAUUCACCGCUUCGAGUCGUGAACACUCCCGAGUUUAAUGGAAAAGUCCCGAUCGAAGAACUACGAACCAGUCUCGAUGUCCUCAGAGAUGCUUUCGAUGGCUUCGAAAUGCUUUGUGUCGAGGCAUUCGACCCGGAAACCGCGGCCUUUGAGGCACCACGGUUUCGGCUUCGACGCGAUAAAUUCUGGGCGCGACUACAGGCGUACGAUACGACAGAAACCGAACCAUGGACGCUUACAACGGAAGGCAAGGUCAAGGAGGCCAUACGAAUAGCCGGAACGAUUCACUAUUGCGCAGUAGUGUCGCUAAUCCAGCAUGACGACGAACUUAAUUCACAUUUCGUAGACCGACUGCUCGAAAUCCUCAAGAGUCUUCAACUUGACUUUUGGAAGACAGCACCAUACCUGUACCUGUGGAUGUACGUUUAG